AUGCCUCGGCAAGAAACAGCUAGAGAAUAUUUUGUGAAAGAAUUUCCUACCCAGAAAAAAGAGAUUGAAAAGUGCUUCAGGUGCCUUCAGGAAGUGGCAAACCACAUUGACAGGAUCCACAAGGGUUGCACCACUGCCAGCCUUGUUUCCUGUUCCACGAGUGCCACUUCUGGCAUCUUGACCAUUCUGGGGUUGACCUUGGCUCCUAUCACAGCAGGUGGGAGCUUAAUCUUAACAGCCACUGGGAUUGGCUUGGGAGCAGGAGCCACAGCAAUCGGCCUUUCUGCAGCUUUAUAUGAGAAUAUUAUCAAUUCAAAAGAAAGGAAGAGAGCUGAAGGUCUCAUGAAUGAAUGUGAGAAGAGCUUAAGAAAAUCAGUUCAGCUUGUUACAAUAUAUUCCGGAACUGAGCUGACCCCAAAAGCAAUGGGGAAGAAUGUCAGAUAUCUUGUCUCUAACAUUUCUCGUCAGGUUCCUGACCUUGAAAUGGCUGCAAAGAGGAUUAAAACAAACGUAAAGGCAUGGAAGUCUACUCAAACACACCUGAAGACUUUAGCAAAGCAAGCAGCUAAUGCAGGAAGGAGCUCCUGGAGUAGGUUUAAGAACUCAAAAGAUAUUAAAAAAGCUUUCAGUGGACCUACCCUUGCAAUGACCAAAGGAGCUAGGAUGUUAAAUGCUGUGUCAGCUGGAGUGUUUCUCCUGGUUGAUGCCUAUGGUCUUGUCCAGAAUGCUAAACAUUUGAUGAAGGGAGGCAAAGCAGAACUGGUUUCAGAGAUAAGAAAAAAGGCAAGCUUACUUGAAGAGGAACUGCAGAAUCUCAGCAAACUUUACAAUGAACUGAAAGCCUUGGAGUAA
This is a messenger RNA of Ahaetulla prasina, 852 nucleotides long. Its product is annotated as apolipoprotein L3-like. Gene Ontology annotation, biological process: lipoprotein metabolic process; lipid transport. Gene Ontology annotation, molecular function: lipid binding. The record is from RefSeq and is a predicted model, not a curated record. Lineage: Eukaryota; Metazoa; Chordata; Lepidosauria; Squamata; Colubridae. Gene Ontology annotation, cellular component: extracellular region; membrane.